UGUAUGAAGAUUAGGCCGGAAGAUAAGCGAUUAUCCAUCAUUCAUGUGAACAUUUUGUGUGAAGGAGCUCUCUCCGUAACAUAGUAAUUGGAGGGGUGACGGGUGAUGUGGUGGAAGCGCCAAGUUCAAAAUUAAUAAUAUUGAGAUUUAGACAACAAGGCACAGCACAAGGAGUGGAAAAAUACAUACACACACGACUGCACGAGCCGGCUGAAUGAUAAGUGAUAAGCAACUUCUUUGAUAAGAAAUCAAGUGUGCGCUUGAGCGGACCAACGUCUGCAUUCUAAGUCUUUACUUUGUAGAGUGAAGUGAAUGGUUAUGUGCUCUACGAGGGAGGGACGUAAAUUCUUGAGAUAACGACAAACAAUGAGUUGGAUAAAAGAUCAAGAUGACAGAUCGUGGGUGCAAAAGCUGUGUACUGCAGUCCUCAAACAAGGGCUAAUUCCGCAACAUGUUGGAUUCAUUUUGGACGGGAAUCGAAGAUACGCUCGAGGACAGAAUCUACAAACGGUUGAGGGUCAUAGGAAGGGAUUUGAAAAACUGUCGGACACUCUACGUUGGUGCCUUGAUCUUGGCAUUACAGAAGUAACGGUUUUCGUAUUUAGUAUCGAAAACUUCAAGAGAUCUGAGGAGGAAGUAUCCGGUUUGAUGAAAUUAGCCAAAGAAAAGUUUCAAAAAUUAUUAGACGAAGAGGAAAAUUUAAUGAAUGAAGGCGUUUGUGUUCAAAUUGUCGGAGAUUGGUCUCUUGUCCCAGAAGACUUACGAAUACUCAUGGCUAAAGCAAUGUAUAUGACGAGGAACAAUACUAGAGCAAAAUUGAACGUUGCCUUUGCAUACACUUCUAGAAAUGAAAUUACUCGUGGAAUGAAAUUAAUUCAUCAAGGACUCCUCGAUGGUAGCAUAUUAGAAGAUGAUGUAGAUUGCAAGCUGUUGGAAGAAUCCUUUUACAUUCUUCCGUCCAAACCUUUGGAUAUUUUAGUCCGAACUUCAGGAGAGAAAAGAUUGUCUGAUUUCUUACUGUGGCAAAGUGCUGAAACCGUCCUGUGUUUCACCAAUGUUUUGUGGCCAGAAUUCACAUAUUGGCACUUGUUAAGCGUGGUUUUUCAAUUUCAAAUUGACAAGAGAAAUUUAAUGCAUUUAAACUUGAAAGCAAACGACUUGCAAGUUACAGAUUUAGCCAUGGAGCAGAGGCAGCACAAAUUCAUAGAAAAAAUUCGACAACAACAGUGGAAAAUUAUAGCAGACGAUGCUUCCAGAAUUAAUUCCAGUUUAUAAUCGUAAGUUACAAUAGUUUCAAGUAAGAAUGUGAUAAGUAGUUGACAUUUAAGAUGAUGAUGGUAUAUAGCAAAUGACGCUCAAAAAGAGUUUGACUUGAGUAGUUCAAGUUUAAUUAAAGUUUGUCCAAACUAAAUGAGUUUGAAAAGUGUUAAAAAAUUCAUAUCAAUCCGACAACCAGUCAUUACUUUCAAUUAUGGAUUCCAUUUUUACCAAAGACUUUAUUCUUCUUCACUUUAUAAAAUAUUGUAUUUACAAUAAAAUAAUCGCAGGCAAAACAGUUAAAUUAUAGUUAAUUAAUAUAUAAUUUGUAGUAAAAUCUAGAAAAAAAAUCUUUCAUAAAAACUAUCUGACUGAGAUAAGAUAUAAAUAUUGAGUUGUCAACAUCAUAUAGUGGUCGCAGCAAUUCGUUAAAAAACGUGUUAUAAAAUUUGUGUUUCAUUUGAUUUUAAUAAAAUGAUCAAGCACAA
Folsomia candida is the source of this 1745-nucleotide messenger RNA. Its product is annotated as dehydrodolichyl diphosphate synthase complex subunit DHDDS. Gene Ontology annotation, molecular function: ditrans,polycis-polyprenyl diphosphate synthase [(2E,6E)-farnesyl diphosphate specific] activity. Bases 367 to 1275 code for a protein of 302 amino acids. Lineage: Eukaryota; Metazoa; Arthropoda; Collembola; Entomobryomorpha; Isotomidae. Gene Ontology annotation, cellular component: endoplasmic reticulum; dehydrodolichyl diphosphate synthase complex. The transcript is spliced from 7 exons. The record is from RefSeq and is a predicted model, not a curated record. Gene Ontology annotation, biological process: polyprenol biosynthetic process.